This is a messenger RNA of Pseudomyrmex gracilis, 888 nucleotides long. It is a transcript of the gene Ppib, whose product is annotated as peptidyl-prolyl cis-trans isomerase 5. Gene Ontology annotation, cellular component: intracellular membrane-bounded organelle. Bases 104 to 715 code for a protein of 203 amino acids. The record is from RefSeq and is a predicted model, not a curated record. Gene Ontology annotation, biological process: protein peptidyl-prolyl isomerization; protein folding. Lineage: Eukaryota; Metazoa; Arthropoda; Insecta; Hymenoptera; Formicidae. Gene Ontology annotation, molecular function: peptidyl-prolyl cis-trans isomerase activity. The transcript is spliced from 4 exons.
AUCCACUACAUUCUAACUCUGACAGUCUGUGACGCGGGUCACUGUGCCAGUUGCUAGCGAAGUUGAAUCGAGCGGAAUCUUUGUUUGCGCAAUUUAGAGCGCGAUGAAGUUGCUAUUGUUUCUGAGUCUGAUAGUUGUGGCUUCGUGUGCGAAUAACGUCGCCAAUGGACCGAAAGUUACCGACAAGGUAUGGUUUGAUAUCAAAAUUGGCGGAAUUCACGCAGGCAGAGUAGAAAUUGGUCUUUUUGGUAAAACUGUUCCAAAAACUGUAAAGAAUUUUGUGGAACUUGCCAAGAAGCCUGAAGGUGAGGGAUACAAAGGCAGCAAAUUCCAUAGGGUAAUCAAAGACUUCAUGAUCCAAGGUGGAGACUUUACUAAAGGAGAUGGAACUGGAGGUCGCAGUAUCUAUGGUGAUCGCUUUGCAGACGAGAACUUCAAGCUGAAGCAUUAUGGUGCCGGAUGGUUAUCCAUGGCUAAUGCUGGCAAAGAUACUAAUGGAUCUCAGUUCUUUAUCACAGUUAAACAAACACCCUGGCUUGAUGGUAGACAUGUUGUUUUUGGCAAAGUUAUCAAAGGAAUGGAUAUAGUACGCAAAAUUGAGCAAACAAAUACAGAUUCACGAGAUAAGCCACAACAAGAUGUUGUUAUUGCCAAUAGCGGUGCAGAAACUAUAGCAGAGCCAUUUAGUGUAUCUAAAGACGAUGCUACUGACUAAAUAUCAGCAUUUAUGGACAUUCUCAUUUUUGAUUUUCUUUUACACAAAGUGAUCAUUAUAACUUACAAGUACAUGGCUCUGAGAUCUUUAUUAGAUUUUCAAAAGCAGCAGUAACAAUAUAUUGUGAUACUAAUUGUUUAUAAAAGCAGCAAUAACAAGAAUUUUGAAAGCUC